Messenger RNA from Lentinula edodes (shiitake mushroom), 2859 nucleotides. Its product is annotated as fungal-specific transcription factor domain-containing protein. Gene Ontology annotation, biological process: regulation of DNA-templated transcription; DNA-templated transcription. NCBI's taxonomy places the organism in Eukaryota, Fungi, Basidiomycota, Agaricomycetes, Agaricales, Omphalotaceae. The record is from RefSeq and is a predicted model, not a curated record. The transcript has 16 exons. Gene Ontology annotation, molecular function: DNA-binding transcription factor activity, RNA polymerase II-specific; zinc ion binding; DNA binding. Bases 66 to 2660 code for a protein of 864 amino acids.
UGUAAGGUUUGCGACCAUCUCGCGGCAAUCACCGACCUUUUCCAGGUUCUCGAUGUGUGUAAUGGAUGUGCCCUUUUCAUCUUGCCGCCAUGUCCUCUCAUAUUCCGAAACGUCCAGACGAGAGCAUACAACGAAAGCGACGAAAAGGUGCCACAAGACUAUCUUGUGCAGAAUGUAGAAGGCUCAAGUUGCGAUGUGAUCGCUGCAUCCCAUGUAGCUCAUGUGUGAAGCGUGGUACGGCUGCCAUUUGUCCCGACGGCUCUUUGACUACUGGGCAAGGGAACCGAUUUGUCCUCGCAUCCACCCAAGAGCUACAUGAGAAAAUACACGAAUUAUCGAAUCGUGUUCGGGAACUAGAAGAUGGUUUACGUUCAGACCAUAUUCAAUUGACCAACGAGCCGCAUCCUCUGCUAUCUGAAGAGCUAUUAAAGAUCAAAGCCCCUCUGCAACGAGAACCUCCCGCAGCGAGAAGCCUGAAUGGUGCUAUCAAGGACGAGGAGUCAAAUCCAGAUGUCGUGGAUGCCUUUGGAUCCUUGUCCAUAAGCCUCUCUGGAAAAGCUAAAUUCUUCGGUCAAACAGCAAACUCCUGGCUAUUCCUUCAAAACGAGACUUCUGAAGACGAUACACCUGAUCCUUCUCAGACUAUAUUACAAUUACAAGCGUAUCUUCCUCCCCAGAUAUUGGCUCGUGCGUCCACCUUGACGAUGACACCUACACCCCCAGAAAUACUCCAGCCAAUCAACCUCCAGACACUCUACUACUAUCUACCCUCCUCCGAGAUAGCCAACCGACUACGUAAUAUUUACUACAAGCAUGCAGCUUGGAUGUAUAACCCCGUCUCUGAGGAUAUGUUCAAUUACGAAGUUUGGAGUCAGUUUUACGAGCCUAAUGCUGGCCUUUCGGCGGACUACCCUCUUGUGUCCCAUAGACUUUCUGUGAUGUUCAUGAUCUUGGCUAUCGGUUCUCUUGUCGAUACCUCUCUUUCACCGUAUAACGUUGACGCAGAGAAAUACCACCAGCUAGCCAAAGCCGCCCUUUUCCAGGAUUCAUUCCUGGAUGCUCCCACCAUCAACGCGGUACAGGCCUUGUUCUUGAUGACUUACUAUUUGUUCUUGUCUGACCGUCAUGGCACCAGUACUGGAACAAGGUGGGCAAUCAUGGGCUUAGCUGUCAAGCUGUCACAGACUAUUGGCUUGCAUAGGGAUAGUGGGCGUUGGAAAGGUGUCGAAAUGGACGAAUCGCAGCGCCGCCGACAACUAUUCUGGGAACUCUUCACCUACGAUUCCUGGCAAUGUUUCACCUUUGCGCGUCCGCCUUCUUUUGCGCUCCCCCAUAUUGAUUGCAAGAUGCCUUACGCCAAUAUCGACUCAGCGGAAGAUCAGAUUUUCCAUGCUUGGAAGCACAGAUUCGUCAGCGAGUGCAUGAAUCUCCUGCACGAUCAGGCGUUCGGCGCGAAGACUCCCACAUAUGCGACCGUUUUACAGCUCGACCGGAAGUUGAGAGCAUUUCCGGUUCCAUCCAUUCUUCAAGUUGCAGGAUUCGGGAGCUCCGAUCCUAUACCCACAGGGCUUCCGGAGUCGUCAAUGCUUACACUUCAACGUCACAUUGUGCUUGCGAUUCGAGAAAUGAAUCUUCUAUAUCUCCACCGGAGCUUCUUUGCCCGAGCUAUUAGCGACCACCCCAAAGACCCUCUUGGAAGUCCUUACGGUACAUCCGUAAUUGCAGCUUAUCGAAGUGCAGGAUCCCUCGUUGCCCUGAUGCGAAACUUGCACAAUCAACUUCAGGAUCUGAGCCAAAGGUUGUGGUUCUUAUGGACACAUAUGUUCUCUUGCGCAAUUAUUCUUGGCUCUAUUGUCACUCGCUGUCCAUCUAUGAGCUUAGCACCUUCAGCACUCGUACAACUCGAUUCAGCUUGUGAAUUGUUCUCAAAGGCUGCAAGCGGGUUUAGAGCAACCAAAGUCCUCAAAAUUAUGCUUGAUCUUCAAACUAGAGCUCACGAGUGUUUGAAUGAAUUCCGCAGAGGAACCGGGAGACUGGGGUCUGCCUUGGAUCCUCCGAACGAUAAUGACGAGUUAGCUAUAUUAGGAGGGAAAACCAGAUUGGUUAAAAAGGAACCAGGCUCCCCACAGCUGUUUGAACGAUCCCCCAACUCCCACAAUCCAGUCGUUCCGCUCCCGUUAUCCCCUAGUGCAGGAGCACAGGUCGAUUCAAACUUAGUCGAGUAUCUGAGCUCUUUCCAGCCCCAACAACGAUCGUUAUCAGCAUCGAGCACGUACUCUGAUCCUGAGAUAUCGCCUGUGACGAUGUAUGGCCUCACUUCCCUGCCUACUAAUGGUUACCAUUCAGAGUCUUCCAAUUAUCAACCAAUGACUUCUUCAUCUCAUUCCAUGAUGCCUACGCCCGAUUCUUCAUUCCAUCAUCAUCGUCAACAUAGCUCCCAAGGCUCUGUGGCGAACGAUUCCGCAGGUCUGCCUUCGUUCCCGCCAUACUUUCCCGUUUACGAUUACGGCUCUUCGAAUUCGAACUCUUAUGCUCCAAUGUUGGAUUCUCCUAUUCCGGCACAUGCACAGAGGAGGUCUAGUUCAGGAUCGCCAGAACAGAAUUUAAUGCACACCGUCUGGCAAGACUUUGUAACUUCGAAUGGGUAUGUGCCGAACUAACUUAGCCCUCGAAUGACCGCCGCUACCCAUUGAAUGAGUCAUGGUAUAUCUUGGCCCCUUUGAAUUCUUCUAUAUUUCGACCUCUUUUUUUAUUUGUGACUAUGAUGUAUGUAUGAUCUAUCAUAUGUAUCAAUGCAUUCGAUAUCGUGUAGUAUGUGUACUAGGGUAAUUGGAUGAUGUGUAUCCCGCCAAAGCCACG